AUGUCUAUUCGCGUCCUACUUCGCGAAUACCCCCACCGCUCGAUUGCUCUUGCAACGCCGACUAGCGCACUGAUAUUCAGACAUAGCCCGUCAACAAACGAUGCUAUUUCAAAUGGCUCACUCACCUCGGCACACUCAGUACAGCCAAGGACUUCUAUAGACAGCACGGCCACCGCUAGAUGCAUGGUGGAGUUUGUAGACAUAUCUACUGCCGACCUCAGCGAUUAUCGAACCUUAAGCCCGCUUCCAGUCCACGGCACGCUCGGCUUGAUAACUAUCGACAAUCAUAUCUUUAUAUGUGUCAUAGAGUCUUGCCAACGUGUGGCUACUGUGCGGCCUGGGGAGACGGUCGAGAGGAUAGGCGCUGUGCAAUUCUACUGCCUGAACAGUUCGGACUAUGAUAAUAUCUUUAGUGAUAACUUGGAUCCAUAUUCGACAGAGGGGCAGGACUAUGGAGGGCAGAACCUAAGUCGCAGGGAGCCGCUCUUGGAGCAUCCAUGUUCUGAGCUACGGAAAUUGCUGGGCAAUGGGAGCUUUUACUACAGUACCGAUUUUGAUCUGACGAAUAGACUACAGGAUCGUUCCACUGAUGCCUCAACAGCCGAUAUAGUUGACCUCGACGAAUCUUUCCUUUGGAACUCCUACAUGAUCGGUCCUCUUGUCAAGUUUCGGUCUCGCCUUGUUGCACACGAAAGAAAGGCACUGGACAAUUCGCGGAUCCUAACUUCUGCAAUCCGAGGAUUUGUCCUUACCAUCACCAUACCAUUUGCUUCGGCACCUCUCCGAACUACGAGAACGGGUCUCCCCUCAUCUCUUACACUCAUAUCACGAUUAUCAUGCCGCCGAGCGGGAACGCGGUUCAACAGUAGGGGAAUAGAUGAUGAUGGAAAUGUGGCAAAUUUCGUCGAGUCGGAGACUAUAUAUUGGAGCCCGUCUGUAGUUGGACAAUCAGACCCCGCUACAAAUGAAAGGCCGUCGGGAAUAUGCUUUUCAUAUGUGCAGAUUCGAGGUUCUGUGCCAGUUUUCUGGGAACAGGCUGCUGGUUUGAUUCCUGGGCAGCAGAAGAUAAGCAUCACUCGAUCCGCCGAAGGCACCCAGCCAGCUUUUGACAAGCACUUUGGUGAAUUAGAGCAAAAUUACGGCUCAGUGCAUGUGGUAAACCUGUUGAGCGAGGUGAAGCCUGGCGAGGCUGAGUUGACAAAUCUGUAUAGGUAUGGAGUCAGGCAUUCUGUUCUCAACCACCCAGGGGAAAAAGGUUCGAAAGACCAUGACCUUCUGAGAGAGACAGAAUUCGACUUCCAUGCCGAGACAAAAGGGCCAAAUGGUUACGAAGCAGCUAGCAUGAUUCGGAGACUAAUUGAAAACUCGGCAGAUGGCUUUGCAUACUAUCUGUCUGAGGAAAUGGAAGAUCCUGUUGAGGAAACCAUCCAGGAGAAGCCUCGUCACAGGACAGUUGUUGUACUGCAGCAGGAGGGCGUCUUCCGGACAAACUGCCUUGAUUGUUUGGAUAGAACAAAUCUGAUCCAGACUAUCAUUUCUCAAAUGGCGGUUGAAUCCUUUCUGGGUCAUCGAGGAGAACGUGCAGCUUCAGACUUCUGGAUGCGACAUUCUAGCUUAUGGGCUGAUAAUGGUGAUGCUUUAUCGCGAAUCUACGCAGGGACAGGUGCCCUCAAAUCGUCUUUCACCAGACAUGGCAAAAUGUCACUAGCAGGAGCCAUUGCAGAUGCACGGAAGAGCGCCACUCGGUUAUACAUCAACAAUUUUGCCGAUAAAGGGCGUCAAAACACUAUUGAUGUUCUGCUGGGUAGACUGGUUGGGCAACCUCCGGUGCAUCUGUUUGAUCCUAUAAAUGAUUAUGUGACUGCUGAGCUUGCAAAACGAAGUGCGGAGUAUCAAUCCUCUGAAAGCAUAAAUAUCUGGGCUGGAACCUUCAACCUAAAUGGCCGCACCACAGGCGUUGAUGAGGACUUGUCUUCUUGGCUUUGUCCCGAGCUUCAAUCUUCUCAGCAGCAACCUGAGAUUGUGGCUGUUGGCUUUCAAGAAAUUGUGGAGCUUAGUCCGCAGCAGAUUAUGAAUAGCGACCCUACGCGGAAGCAAGAAUGGGAAAGAGCUGUCAGGAAGACAUUGAACCGCCAUGCCCGUGCUGUUGGGAGCGAGCAUUACGUACUUUUGAGGAGCGGGCAGCUUGUUGGAGCUGCACUCUGUAUCUUCGUCAAAGCUUCAGUACUACGAAAAAUCAAGAACGUUGAGGGUAGUGUCAAGAAAACAGGAAUGUCUGGCAUGGCAGGCAAUAAGGGUGCUGUUGCCAUCAGGAUGGAUUACGCAAACACUCAGAUCUGUUUUGUCACUGCACAUCUGGCGGCAGGUUUUGCAAACUACGAAGAGCGGAACAGGGAUUACAGUACGAUCCACCAUGGUCUUAGAUUUCAAAGAAACCGGGGCAUUGGUGACCACGAUACUGUGAUAUUUAUGGGAGACUUCAACUAUCGCAUUGGACUUGGCUCGGAGAAAGUCAAGCAAUUGAUUAAAAAUGGGGAUCUUGAGAGUCUAUACGAAAAUGACCAAUUGAACUUACAAAUGGUUGCUGGCCUGACAUUUCCCUACUACUCUGAAUCAAGGAUCACCUUCAACCCUACAUACAAGUACGAUCUCGGAAAUGACAAAUACGACACAUCCGAAAAGGCUCGAAUACCUGCUUGGACAGAUCGUAUCCUUCGAAAGGGUACAAAUUUGCGCCAAAUUGAUUACAAUUCGGCGCCUCUUCGAUUCUCAGAUCAUCGCCCAGUAUAUGCAACUUUUCAAUGCACAGUCAGCAUAGUCAACGAAGAUAUCCGAGAAUCUCUCAGUCGAGAAAUCUACGAGAAACGACGUUCGGAAGUUGGUAGCACCACGGCCAAUACUCAUGGCGAUGAUACAGAUGACGAAGACCUUAUUGGUUACGAGCCUAUUGAACCUGGUCUACCACCUGCGAGCUCGGAUCAGAGAAAAUGGUGGCUGGACAAUGGAAACCCUGCCAAAUCUACUAUCAAGCCGCCACAGAAUGGUUUGAUACCAAAUCCAAAUCGCCCUUCGAAUCCGUUUACGCCAACGGAGGAGCCAGAUUGGGUUACGGUUCCUCGAAUAGGGUCUCGGAACAACGCCAAUACAAAAUUCGACCCUCCACCUGUCAAUCCUAGACCGACCACGAAUGGCACACGAAAAUUACCCCCUCCAUUCGACCCAACAGGCUCAUCUAGUGGGACACUGGCGAAGAAUUUUUCUCAAACAUCUCUAAAAGAUGCACCUCCGACAUCAAGACUCGCUUCGCAGCAAUCGUCCGAUCGACGACUUUCUAGCUCCACAACCAGUUCUACGUCAAAGAAGAUUCCACCACCUAUAGGCCGCAAACCGGUCCAUCUUACCUCAUCCCCGUCUAGUACCUCAUCACCAAUGCUUUCCGCAGUCAACGGAUUUGCGACCAUUGCACGCGCAGAAACACCUCCUGUACAACCACCUCGACCGACUACAGUUGAUACCAAAUUUCCACCGCCCCCUCGACGCGCGACGGGACCAGGCAAUGCUCUAGGUGCCAGUUACGGUAAAAGAGACAUUGAGGAUAGAAGAGAAGUAGGCCACCCGCCACCUCCGCAGCCCAGGAGACCAGGAGUCGCAAGCAAAGCCGUCAAUGGCUCAGAAGGGCCCUACAAUGACGGCGGCGGCCCAAGACCAAACCUGCCACCUCGUAGGCAGACGGAUGAUCUAUUAGCCGAUGACGGCGAAGAGUUGGGUCUAAGUAGCUGGAAAGUCUUAAAGCCAACUUGA
Messenger RNA from Lachnellula hyalina, 3801 nucleotides. RefSeq names its product Inositol-1,4,5-trisphosphate 5-phosphatase (gene syj1). Gene Ontology annotation, cellular component: cytoplasm; membrane. The transcript has 3 exons. The record is from RefSeq and is a predicted model, not a curated record. Gene Ontology annotation, molecular function: phosphatidylinositol-4,5-bisphosphate 5-phosphatase activity; phosphatidylinositol-3,5-bisphosphate 5-phosphatase activity. Lineage: Eukaryota; Fungi; Ascomycota; Leotiomycetes; Helotiales; Lachnaceae. The coding region runs from base 1 to 3801 and encodes 1266 amino acids. Gene Ontology annotation, biological process: phosphatidylinositol dephosphorylation.